Messenger RNA from Racocetra fulgida, 495 nucleotides. The record is from the annotation of a GenBank genome assembly. Lineage: Eukaryota; Fungi; Glomeromycota; Glomeromycetes; Diversisporales; Gigasporaceae.
AUGUGUCUUGAAUAUGGAAAGCCGUCUCAAUGUAUUAAAAGAAAACUAACCAGAGACUUUAAAGAUCGAAGGCAUAAAACUUCUAGAUCAAGUACACCAGAACUUCGUGGAUAUUCAUCUGGAAAAUAUCAAUUAACACUUCCGGCUGAUUGUCUUAUUGAAAUAUUUUCACAUUUGAAAGAUGAUCAUAAAUUACUACAAUCGUGUGUUUUAGUCAACAGGUUAUGGUCUAGGAGUUCAGUACCUAUAUUAUGGGUUCGGCCUUUAAAAGAUUCAACACUAUUGUCAAUCAUUGAUGUUUAUAUGUCAUAUUUAACUGACCUUGAAAGAAUACAUCUAGUUGAUAAUGGUAUUUCUGUUACCAACCGUCGACAAAAUCCGAUCUUUGACUAUGUAUCAUUUUUGCGUCAUGUUAGCAUGGGAAGUCUUUAUACCAUAGUUCUUAAAUGGACAGACCGGACACAAACUUUCCUUUCUACUAAUUCAAAAUGGUAG